CCUUUCAGCACAACUGUUCAUCCUCAAGAGGAAGCCACCUUUCGCAAAGCACUCUCUGGGUCAAAAUCACCAACUGGUCCACCAACUUCUCGUUCAGGACACCUGCUUCACAUUCGACUUGUCGAAAGAGAUCAGCUUGCUUCUGUGCUUGUGAGACUGAGCAAACACCUUCGUUGCUACUCGCCAACUGCAUUUCCCGAUCAAGACACCGCAGCGCCUGUCAGGGCUCAAGUACUGCCCAUCACUCCGGAGAGGUCCGCACUCACAUUCGCGGGACACGAAGAUGGACUCAAUCACACAUCUCACUCACAAGCUGCUUGCCGAGCGUGCUCGUCAACAGCAAGAACAAAAGCCGACUGAGACCGCGCCUCCGCCAUACUCAGCGGCAGACGAUGACAGCGAUGAAGAGGACGACGAAGACGAGCGUGCAGUACCGACGAAGCUCACCAUCAACGCUGCUCACAACAUCCAAGGUUGCAACAAUCUGGUUCCUACCUCAACAUCACCUCUAGCAGAUGCCACCAGAUUCGGCACAAUUCUACUCCAAGCCAUCAGCCAAAUCAACGGAGCACAAGGGGUUGCUGAUCACGCAUCAAAGCCUCGUCGGGCACUCAAGGUGGAUCUCACCAUCAACUGUGGUAUCACCAUCGUGGGUGAUCGCAACGUUAUCGGCAAUGUAGGCUUGAGAGCCAAAAGCCCAGCAGAGACCACCGCACCAUGUGCUGCUGGCGCAAAGCGGAAGGCAGAGGAUGGACCUUCUGAGGAGCCAACCGCUAAGAAGCUUGCAGUUGUUGAGGAGUGAAAAGAUCUUUGUCACGACACUGGCAAGCGUCGAAGACUUGCACAUGUUCAGGAUGCUCACUGGCUCUCGCCAUGCUUUGUUGCUGCUGUUACUCUCUCGAAGAGCUGGGAGUCCCUGUUAUUAUUGUUUUAUGCCCGG
Messenger RNA from Cercospora beticola, 940 nucleotides. RefSeq lists its product as uncharacterized. The record is from RefSeq and is a predicted model, not a curated record. NCBI's taxonomy places the organism in Eukaryota, Fungi, Ascomycota, Dothideomycetes, Mycosphaerellales, Mycosphaerellaceae.